Messenger RNA from Euleptes europaea (tarantolino), 853 nucleotides. It is a transcript of the gene UPK1B, whose product is annotated as uroplakin 1B. The transcript has 7 exons. NCBI's taxonomy places the organism in Eukaryota, Metazoa, Chordata, Lepidosauria, Squamata, Sphaerodactylidae. The record is from RefSeq and is a predicted model, not a curated record. Gene Ontology annotation, cellular component: membrane. The coding region runs from base 7 to 789 and encodes 260 amino acids.
CUGAAGAUGGCUAAAGAGGAGACUGGUGUGCGAUGUUUCCAAGCCUUGCUCAUCAUGGGCAAUGUCAUUAUAGGGCUCUGUGGCCUUGCCCUGAUGGCAGAGUGCAUAUACUUUGUGUCAGAUCAACACUCAUUGUAUCCUCUGCUGGAAGCUACUGACAAUGACGACAUCUAUGGUGCUGCCUGGAUUGGGAUCUUCACUGGCUUUGGUUUCUUCUGUAUGUCUAUCCUUGGUAUUGUUGGAGUCUUGCAGUCAAGCAGAACAAAGCUGCUGGUGUAUAUCUGCUUGAUGCUGAUUAUCUUUGCCUUUGAAGUGGCCUCUAGCAUCACAGCAGCUGUGCACAGAGACUUUCUCACUCCCAAUCUCUUCUUGAAACAAAUGCUGGAAAAAUACCAAAAUCCCAGCCCAGUCAACAAUGAUGACAACUGGAAGAGCGAAGGUGUUACCGAGACAUGGAACCAUCUCAUGUUGCAGAGUAAGUGUUGUGGUGUGAAUGGGCCAUCAGACUGGCAGAACUACACGUCUGCCUUCAGGACUGUGAAUAAGGAUGCAGAUUUUCCCUGGCCGCACCAGUGCUGUGUCAUGGAUAUACUAGGAAAACCGAUCAACUUGGAUGGCUGCAAAUUAGGGGUGUCCGGCUAUUUUCACAACAUGGGCUGCUAUGAAUCCAUUGCUGGCCCAAUGAAUAGACACGCCUGGGGUGUUGCCUGGUUUGGCUUUGCUAUUCUCUGCUGGACUACUUGGGUCCUCCUUUGCACCAUGUUCUACUGGAGCAGAAUUGAAUAUUAAAAGAGCCGCUGUCUACCAACCCAUCCUUUUUGGAAUCUGCAAAUUAUUAUUUUUUAAUGUGAUG